This is a messenger RNA of Oryza sativa Japonica Group (Japanese rice), 1623 nucleotides long. RefSeq lists its product as uncharacterized. The record is from RefSeq and is a predicted model, not a curated record. NCBI's taxonomy places the organism in Eukaryota, Viridiplantae, Streptophyta, Magnoliopsida, Poales, Poaceae.
CCAGCUUGGGCGAAGCCAAGCAGGCAAGCAUCCAUCAUCCAUGGCGCGCCGUUCAAAACCCUAAACCCUGAGGCGAACCUCGAGGAAUCGCAGCGGCGCGUCGUGUCGGCACCCAUGGCGGCGUCCCCGUCCGCUCCUCCUCCCCCCGCCGCCGCCGCUGGAGUCGGAGUCUGGAGCCCUGCUCCGCAAUCGCCGUCGCCCAACCUCGCUAACUUCUUCGUAUGGAGGGAAUUUGUAUGGGGAGCAAUUGCAGGCGCAUUCGGUGAAGGCAUGAUGCAUCCAGUCGAUACUCUGAAAACACGGCUUCAGAGUCAGGCUAUAAUCACAGGGGCUAAGGCUCAGAAAAAUAUAUUCCAGAUGAUCAGGACAGUCUGGGUCUCUGAUGGUCUGAAAGGUUUUUACAGAGGAAUCAGUCCAGGUGUUACUGGAUCACUUGCUACAGGGGCAACAUAUUUUGGUGUUAUUGAAUCAACCAAGACAUGGCUGGAGCAUUCUAAUCCUAAUCUAAGUGGCCAUUGGUCUCACUUUAUUGCUGGAGGAAUUGGAGAUACACUUGGGUCUUUUAUCUAUGUGCCAUGUGAAGUCAUGAAACAGCGAAUGCAAGUCCAAGGCACCAAGAAAUCUUGGGCCUUAACUGCCACAAAAGGAAAUAUUUCUCAAACUCCAGGGGCUCCGAUGUAUAACUACUAUAAUGGAAUGUUCCAUGCUGGUUGUUCUAUCUGGAGAGAUCAUGGUCUGAAGGGACUUUAUGCAGGAUACUGGUCUACACUUGCCAGGGAUGUACCUUUUGCUGGUCUUAUGGUCACUUUCUAUGAGGCAAUGAAAGAACUGACUGAGUAUGGGAAGAGGAAGUAUUUGCCAGAGAGUAAUUUGCAUGCUAGCAGCUCCUUCGAAGGGCUUCUUCUAGGAGGCUUGGCAGGCGGUUUUAGUGCAUACUUGACAACCCCCUUGGAUGUGAUCAAGACAAGGCUGCAAGUACAGGGAUCAACAACUAGUUACAAUGGGUGGCUGGAUGCUAUUACGAAGACAUGGGCUAAUGAGGGAAUGAGUGGCUUGUUCAAGGGGAGCAUUCCUAGAAUAAUAUGGUACAUACCUGCAUCUGCAUUCACGUUCAUGGCAGUGGAGUUCCUCAGGGAUCAUUUCAACGAAAAGAUCGAUACAGAUGCCCGUGAACUAACCGGCCUGUCAAUGGACACAAGAUCAGAAGUUGAGGAAGCUGCAUGAAGCCCUGAAGGCCUGAAGUAGUUCCCUGUUUUGUAGGACUGAUCCAGAGGAAUUUCUGAUUUCUCCGUCAAGUAAAGUUCAUUUCACGAAUAUAAGUGUGAAAAAUGCAAUGUCAGCCAAGUUUCAACGUUUACAAGCGUAGAAGAGAUAAGGAAACUGAUCAUCCUUCAUCUACUCAGUAUUUUUUUGGGGGUGUUGGAAACCAGGAUUGUUGGUGGGCAGUAGUUCUUCUGGGUCUUCAAAGCCCAUGUUUGGACCUAACUGAUGCACCCCAAAUUCCAUACCAUAUGUACCUUCCAACAUUUUGUUCUAUCCAAAUGCAAUUACAACGUAGUUCUUUUUUUUAUUAUUAUUUUUAAUGAACGAGCCGGCACUAGAAUGUAUCAAUUCCAUUGAAUA